Molecule: messenger RNA, 699 nt
Organism: Paramecium pentaurelia
Lineage: Eukaryota; Ciliophora; Oligohymenophorea; Peniculida; Parameciidae
Source: the annotation of a GenBank genome assembly
AUGAAGAGAAAACUUUACAAAUUGUCAUUGUUUAAAGAAAUAGAUGAAUUUAAUCAAAAAGAUAGUGAUGGACAUUAGAGUGAUGAUUCUUCUACAUCUAAUGAAUUUUUGAAUACUACAUUUGAAGCAUAUGGUAAUAAAUUUGAUUAUUAGAUUUAGAGUCUCAAAUAUUUAUAAGUAGUAAUCAAACACCUAUACAUUCUGAAUAAUUAUAAUUUAUAUAAGGAGUAUUUGAUAAAUCAGAAGAAAGUGAAUAAUCAUUUGAUUUCAACAUUACUAAUGUAAAUAAUUAUACUAUAAAUUAUAGAUAGAAGGUGAUAAUAGAACAACUUUAAUGAUGAGAAAUAUUCCUUAAAAUUAUACAAAAGAGAUGUUGAUGAUGGAAAUUGAUCCAAAAUUCAAAAAUAAAUUUGAUUAUCUAAAUUUCCCAUUUGAUGGAAUUGUUAAUCCUGGUUAUGCAUUUAUCAAUCUUAAAUCAAAGUCUUAUCUUAAAGACUUUUAUAAUUAUUUUAAUGGCAGAAAAUGGAAGACUAAUAAUCCAUAAAAUAAAGUAAUUAAAUUUUUGUAUUUUAGCCUUGUUAUUUAAAAUAUGCUAAAAUAUAACAUAAGAAAUUUAAACAAAUAAAUCCAUAAAUAUAUUUACAAUAAAGCAGUGUUAUCAAACUUAUUUAAAGUUAGAAAUAAUAAUGCAAUUUGUGA